AUCCCCACCCUUCGACAGCUGACAAGCAAGUCACUAGAAAACGCAGCUGCUGUCAACAGUUGCUCGCCUUUGGCUAGUCUGUGCUGUCGUGUAGAACAAUGUCUUCACUCUUUUAUUGGUAUUGUUUUGACUCUGCAGUAACUCGUCGAGUUUUGAAGUACAGAAGAACUAGGAGAAUGAAUCAUAAUACAUUUCAGUAUGUGCUGCAGAACAUUCAAGACAAAAUUUCGAAACAGAACACAAAUUUUCGCAGAAGUAUAACAGCAGAAGAAAAAUUGUGUAUAACGAUAAGGUAUCUGUCCACUGGCAUCUCCUUUCAUGCACUGGCAUCGUCAUUCCGAUUAGGAGUGUCCACCGUAUCAGUGUUGGUGAAAGACGUUUGUAUGGCCAUAUGGGAGUCACUUGCUCCCAUUCAUUUACCAACGCCAACUGUUUCUCGAUUUAAAGAAAUUGCCAGUGAAAUGCAUACGAGAUGGGGAUUUCCAAACUGUGUUGGAUGUAUAGACGGGAAGCACAUACGUGUCCAAUGUCCUAAACUUUCUGGCAGCAUGUUUUACAAUUACAAACAGUAUUAUUCGAUUGUACUCCAAGCAGUUGCUGAUGCAAAUUACAAAUUUAUAGCUGUGGAUGUUGGUGCCUACGGUAAACAGUCUGAUGCAGGUGUGUUUAAAGAAAGUAUGUUAUAUAAGAAACUUACAAAUGGGGAGCUGUUAUUACCGCCACCAACAAGACUUGAAGGAAUGUGUCAGGAACUACCGUACGUCAUUUUGGGAGAUGAAGCUUACCCCUUAUUAGAGAAUUUGAUGAGACCUUUUCCUCGGAGAAAUUUGGACAACGAGAAGAUUCUAUACAAUGAUAUGCAUUCCAGAGCAAGAAAAGUUGUUGAAUGUGCAUUUGGUAUAAUGACCAAUAAAUGGAGACUACUGAGGAAGGAAAUUGAAACAUCCGUUGACGUAGCUGAUCACAUAGUCAAGUGCAUUUGUCUACUUCAUAAUAUUGUCAUUGACAGAGAAGGAUGCAAUGUUGAAGCUGAAAAGUUUUGUAACAAUGCUGAUAUGCAGACAGCUGGUGCCACAUUCAACAGAAAUUCCACAUUACGUUCGAAAACUGUCAGGAACACUUUUGUUGAAUAUUUCGUUAAAAAUGCAACUUAAAAUAAUUAAAAAACCUCUCAAAUAAAUUUUGGAAUUGAAAGUACUUUGCUAUUUACUGUAUUUUCUUGUA
Schistocerca cancellata (South American locust) is the source of this 1224-nucleotide messenger RNA. RefSeq lists its product as uncharacterized. The transcript is spliced from 3 exons. The record is from RefSeq and is a predicted model, not a curated record. Bases 99 to 1154 code for a protein of 351 amino acids. NCBI's taxonomy places the organism in Eukaryota, Metazoa, Arthropoda, Insecta, Orthoptera, Acrididae.